Molecule: messenger RNA, 2743 nt
Organism: Aspergillus japonicus CBS 114.51
Lineage: Eukaryota; Fungi; Ascomycota; Eurotiomycetes; Eurotiales; Aspergillaceae
Product: serine/threonine-protein kinase
Exons: 2
Coding region: 113-2500 (795 amino acids)
Biological process (GO): protein phosphorylation; intracellular signal transduction
Cellular component (GO): nucleus; cytoplasm
Molecular function (GO): ATP binding; protein serine/threonine kinase activity
Source: RefSeq, a predicted model, not a curated record
CCUCUAUACCAAUCCCCUCCCCCUCCUCCCUCUACCCCCUCCACGACUCAUCCGACCUGCAAGAGUUCCCUUGGUUUUUCUGCUGGCAGAGACUCGAAAGGAGAUAGACAUCAUGACUGUCUGCUACGAUCAUUCCUCCCUGAGGAGCAUUGCUCCCGCCUCCGUCGCCUCUCUUGAAGACCGAUUCGAAGUCAUCAAAGAGGUUGGUGAUGGCAGCUUUGGUAGCGUGGCUGUCGCACGUGUACGGACAGCUGGCUCCAAUGUUGCACGAAGAGGAACCAUGGUGGCGAUCAAGACGAUGAAGAAGACAUUCGAGUCGUUGGGCCCUUGUCUGGAGUUGCGUGAGGUCAUCUUUCUGCGGACCCUUCCACCCCAUCCCCACCUGGUCCCGGCCCUCGACAUCUUCCUCGACCCGCUUUCGCGCAAACUGCAUAUCUGCAUGGAGUACAUGGACGGCAAUCUCUACCAACUAAUGAAGGCUCGUGACCACAAGCCCCUGGAUCAGAAGCACGUCAAAAGCAUUCUCUUCCAAAUCCUGUCUGGUCUCGACCACAUCCACGCUCACCACUUCUUCCACCGCGACAUCAAACCCGAGAACAUCCUCGUAUCUACAUCUGCUCCGAACGACUCCGCCUUCAGCCGUUACUCUAACCUCGUCACUCCUCCUUCCACUCCUCCCACUUACACCGUGAAGAUCGCCGAUUUUGGUCUGGCACGCGAGACACACUCGAAAUCCCCCUAUACGACCUAUGUCUCGACGAGAUGGUACCGCGCCCCCGAGGUCCUGUUACGUGCCGGGGAGUACUCCGCGCCAGUGGAUAUGUGGGCCGUUGGUGCCAUGGCAGUUGAGAUCGCAACCCUCAAGCCACUAUUCCCCGGAGGCAAUGAGGUUGACCAGGUGUGGCGCGUGUGUGAAAUCAUGGGCAGCCCCGGUAAUUGGUACAGUAAGUCUGGGGGCAAGCUCGGAGGUGGUGAGUGGAGAGAGGGCUCUCGCUUGGCUCAGAAGCUGGGUUUCACUUUCCCCAAGGUACGAACCAUGACCACCGGUGCAUCAGUUCGCCCGAUCAAGGCACUAACGUUAUAUCAGAUGGCCCCUCAUGCGAUGGAAAGCAUUCUCCAAGCCCCUCAGUGGCCUGUUGCCCUCAGUCAGUUUGUUACCUGGUGCCUGAUGUGGGAUCCUAAGAACCGGCCGACGUCUACUCAGGCAUUGAACCAUGAGUACUUUGCCGAUGCUAUUGAUCCGUUGAGACCGAAGUCUUCGACUGCUCGCCUCUUGGGUCGCAAGCACUCCGAAAAGGUCCUCAAGAGUGCGACUCGGGAGCAGAGCGACUCGCCCACACUCACCUACAAGGCGUCUUGGUUCAGGAGAUCGUUGAUCGGAAGGUCUGAGAGUCCGGUCCAGCCCACGGAGAACGAUCAUGCCGCCAAACCAAGCGUCACCUCCUAUCCUUCGGAGCUGCAGCCGAGCAAGAUCAGACCCCCGCCUAUCAAGCGGGCUACCUGGGCCAAUGGCGCUCCCAUGCCUAUUCUGCCUUCGAUUCGACCCGUAUCCCCCUUGUCCAACGCAGUGACAGCGCAAGCGAAUGCAACCCUGGCUCACUCUGGCGACAGCGCGGGCAAAGCCAGCAAGAAGAUCGGCCGGCAGUUGUCAGUCAAUUCGAACGGCAAUCACUAUGCCGAUAUUCACAGGCAGGAGGCGGAGAGGGCCCUCAAUGGCGGAAGCGCAGUCAUCACGCCGAAAGAGAGCUUCUUCUCUCACUUGCGCAAGCGUGCUCGUCGGCUAUCUGGACGCAACCAGGGCAAUGUCUCUGGCGAUGAUGUGGAAUCCAACGCUGGAUGCAUGCCUUGGUCAAAUCGUUCCUCGCUGGCUCUGGACUCUGUCAACGUCAGCGAAUCCAAGUCCACCUCCGACUUUGCGGAACUGGACAAGGCCCUGCAGAGUGUGAGGCAUUCUCUUGAUUCCAACAACCGGGGGAAUGUUCCUGUGCAGAUCACCACCCAUGUGGAUGGUACCAAGCGCCAGUCCAUGCCCCAAGGAUCCAUCCGGACAAUGGGCGACAGCCCCGUCUCAACCAGUGGUACUGGAGGGCCCAUCUCCAGCCGGACUAGGCGUGCAAUGCAGAUGUCUAACAACCCCAUUCACCGUUACGAAACUCCCGAGGAAGAGGAUGAGCUUCUUGACGAAGUGCUUCAUUCAGCCAGCAAAGCUGCUCGGCGACUAGCACAGGCUGAUAUCACCUCCGACGGCUACAGCCACGCAGCUGGAGGUAAUGACAGCGGGCGUCCAUUGCCAAGCCCUUAUCCAACUCCAUCGCCUUCCGCCAACUGCGAAGGUGGCUUCUUCGGCCCAGAGACAACUCCAUGUCGACGACUCCCAGCCGAGAAGACAGAAGCAAACUCCAACCGCCAAUGGCCCACACCGCCUUACGACGAAGCCGAAUGGACCAAGUCGGCUUCGGCUACCACCAAGUUCAUGACCGGAUCAGCAACUUAUCGGUAGCUUCGGUUCGGCGGGCCAUCGCACUUUUCUUUUUAACUCAUCAUCAUCUUCCGUUGAAUAUGCUUGCAUCUACACCAAAAAGUCAGAAAAAUGAGUGGUCAUGCGCGUAACCGGCAAUUUCACCGAGCAAGGCGUACGGGAUCUGGUGUCUACUGUGUGAUUUUAUCUUGUGUGAGGACUGGCAGCCUUUUUCUCUUUCAUCUUUCAUCCUGCGCUUCAUUUCCCAUACCCGUUUGUAUAGCC